UGCAAAAUGUGGGAUAUUAUUUCACCUCUUAUUAAAGGAAUUCAAGAUGACCUUACAGAUGAAUUAAAAUAUCUUAAACUUAAGCAUGAAGUUAAAGAUUGUCAUGAACUUAUUCAAAGGCUGGCCGCAAGAGCCAAACUUGAUCCUUUAAGCGUGGAAUUUUCUCAGCAUCUUGAUAAAAACGAUAAACUAAGUCACCUGAGAGAGGAAUUUAGUAUUCCAAAAUCGGGUGAUGUUACCCUCAAUGAUGUUGUGUCAAAGAACCCUAAUGAACCAAGCUUGUAUCUUUGCGGGAAUUCUCUCGGUCUAAUGCCAAAGCGCGCAAGGAUAUUAGUGAAUCAAGAACUAGACGUUGGCGUAAAUGGUCAUUUCACCCAUCCGAAUAAUCGUCCAUGGGUAUCUAUUGAAGAUACCGUGGUGGAAAAAAUGGCUGAUGUUGUUGGUGCAAAGCCUAUCGAAAUAGCAAUAAUGAACACACUUACUUCAAAUCUUCAUCUACUCAUGGCUUCGUUUUAUACACCAACAAAACAUAGAAACAAGAUUCUAAUUGAAGCUAAAGCUUUCCCAUCGGAUCAGUAUGCGGUUGAAUCCCAAAUUAAAUUUCAUGGUUAUGAUCCUGCUACAACACUGAUAAAGGUUAAUCCACCUCCUGGCGAAUACAUUAUAAAUUUGAAUGAUAUCUUGGAAACGAUUGAAAAAGAAGGUUCUUCGAUCGCUUUGAUUCUUUUCAGCGGUCUUCAUUAUUAUUCUGGGCAACUUUUUAAAUUGAAAAAGAUAACUGCUGCUGCUCAAAAGAAGGGAUGCAUUGUUGGUUUUGAUUUGUGUCACGCAGUGGGUAAUGUAGUUCUCAAACUUCAUAAGUGGAAUGUUGAUUUUGCGGUGUGGUGUACAUAUAAGUAUAUGAACUCUGGUCCUGGUGGUAUUGCCGGUAUCUUCAUUCAUGAAAAACACGCACACGAUUUUAAUCGACCUAGAUUUGCAGGAUGGUGGGGUUCCGAUAGGAGAUCGAGAUUCCAAAUGGAUAAACCGUUUAACCCCAUCCCUGGCGCUGGAGGUUUCCAAGUCUCUAAUCCCUCAGUGUUGAAUACAAUCUCACUUCUUGCAAGUCUUGAUGUAUUCGCACAAACCAGUAUGGUUCAGCUUCGAGCAAAAUCAAUUCUUCUCACUGGUUAUUUGGAGUAUCUUUUAGAUAAGCAACUUAAUGGAUUGGGAUACAAAGUUAUCACGCCGCGUGAUCCUCAUCAACGUGGUUGUCAAAUUUCUCUCGUGUUCGAUGAAGAUAAAUUAGAUAAGGUGAUUAAUGGAUUGAUGAGCUACGGUGCAGUCGUUGACGAAAGAACUCCUGAUUGUAUCAGAGUAGCACCUAAUCCUAUGUAUAAUAAUUUUUCGGAAGUAUUUAGAUUUGUCAAAGCUUUAAAAAUUGUUAUGGGGGAUUUGGGAUUUAAAUUUGAGGUCAAAAAGUAA
Molecule: messenger RNA, 1464 nt
Organism: Dentiscutata erythropus
Lineage: Eukaryota; Fungi; Glomeromycota; Glomeromycetes; Diversisporales; Gigasporaceae
Source: the annotation of a GenBank genome assembly